GGCACUCGGUUCUCCUGCCUCGGCUCUAUUGCUCCGCGAAGCCGGGGGAGAGGAGAAGAAAACCCCGGAGCUCAGCCAUGGAGUGUUGAGGACGAGCUCCCCCGUUGGAAAAUAAUUUACCACCGUCAUAUACAUGACCAAAGAAACGAGACCGGCAACGAGCAACGCAGGCGUAACAAUCAUGCAAUUUAAGUACCGACGAAUUUGAGCAGAACCGCUUCUUCUUCAAGGUUACACCGCUUGAAGACGCCCCGGCAUCGUCCCCACCACAUCCCCGUCACCUUACCAGACGACUGUAUCGACCAUGUCCGUGGAGGAGCUGGGAUACCCCGACGCUAUGCUGCUGCUGGAAGCCGGGCCGGAGUGGAUGCGGGCCGAGAUCGAGCGUCUCGCCCGAGAGCUGAGUGAGACCACGAGCGAGAAGAUACAGGCGGCGGAGUACGGGCUGGCGGUGCUGGAGGAGAAGCAGCAGCUCAAACAGCAGUACGACGACAUGGAGAUGGAGUAUGAGGCCGUGAGGCAGGAGCUGGACCUGCUCAAACAGGCCUUUGGACAAGCCUACUCCAACCACAGGAAGGUGGCAGCCGACGGGGAGAGUCGCGAGGAGUCUCUGAUUCAGGAGUCGGCCUGUAAGGAGGCCUACUAUGAGCAGAGGGUCCUGGAGCUGCAGACCGAACUGCGCCAGGCUCGCAACAUCCUCGCCAACACCCAGUCGGAGAACGAACGUCUGAACUCCAUCUCCCAAGAGUUGAAAGAGAACAGCCAGAUGGUGGAGCUCCAGAGGAACCAGCUACGCGACGACAUCAAGGAGUACAAGUUCCGGGAGGCUCGUCUCCUGCAGGACUACACCGAGCUGGAGGAGGAGAACAUCUCGCUGCAGAAGCAGGUCUCCGUGCUCAAACAGAGCCAGGUGGAGUUUGAGGGUUUGAAGCACGAGAUCCGUCGUCUGGAAGAGGACACUCAGUUCCUCAACAGCCAGCUGGAGGAUGCCAUCCGCCUGAAAGAGAUUGCCGAGCGUCAACUCGGCGAGGCCCUGGAGACCAUCAAGACGGAGCGCGAGCUGAAAGCCUCCCUGAGGAAAGAGCUGUCCCACUACAUGAGCAUCGGAGACACUCUGUAUAACAGCCCGCUGAGCAUCUCCCUGGACGGUCUCAAGUUCAGCGACGACGCCGCGACCGAGCCGAACAACGACGAGGCUCUCCAGGGAUACGAGAGCGGCUUCGCCAAACUGGCCAACGCCAUCGCCGACGACAACCGCGUCUCCACGCCGAUGAAGGAAGGCCUGUUCUUCCCCGUGCCCAGCCUCGUGGACGACCUGCUCAGCGAACUUAACAUCUCAGAGAUCCAGAAGCUCAAACAGCAGCUGAUACAGAUGGAGCGAGAGAAGGUCAACCUGCUGUCCACCCUGCAGGAUUCCCAAAAACAGCUCGAGCAGGCGCACGGCGCUCUGUCAGAGCAUCAGGAGAAGGUCAGCCGUCUCACAGAGAACCUCAACGCCAUCCGCAAGCUCCAGGCCAGCAAGGAGCGCCAGUCCGCCUUGGACAACGAGAAAGAGCGCGACAGCCACGAGGACGGAGACUACUAUGAGGUGGACAUCAACGGACCAGAGAUCCUGGAGUGCAAGUACAAGGUGGCUGUGUCCGAGGCAGGAGAGCUGAAGGAGGAACUGAAGACUCUGAAAACAGAAUAUCAGGCUUGUCAGUCACGCUACGAAGAGGAGCGCACCCGCCUGGAGAGCGAUGUCACAACACUGGGAGAGAAGCUGGCAACUUUGGAGAAAACCAGUCAGGCGGACAGAGUGGAGAAGACCAAGCUCGAGAAGGAGCUGCGCAAGCUGAGCGACGUUGCAGGCGAGUCCCAGGGUAGCCUGAGCGUGGCUCAAGAUGAGCUAGUCACCUUCAGCGAAGAACUGGCCACGCUCUACAACCACGUGUGCAUGUGCAACAACGAGACCCCCAACCGCGUCAUGCUCGACUUCUACAAGGAGGGUAAAGGUGGACGUAGCAGCCCAGAGGGACGUGGCCGUCGCUCUCCCAUCCUGCUUACCAAGGGCCUGUUCCCUGAGCCUGUUAAGAGCGACCCCGGCGACGGGGGCCCCUCGCUGCCCUCUCCUGUGUCUGACCACCGCCGCGAGCCCAUGAACAUCUACAACCUGGUGGCCAUCAUCAGAGACCAGAUCAAGCACCUUCAGCUCGCUGUGGACCGCACCACCGAGCUGUCGCGCCAGAGGGUGGCCUCUCUGGAGCUCGGCACCGUGGCGGACAAGGACAAGGAAGCCUGCAUGGAGGAGAUCCUCAAAUUAAAAUCCCUGCUCAGCACCAAGAGGGAGCAGAUUGCAACGCUGAGGACCGUCCUCAAGGCCAACAAGCAGACUGCUGAAGUUGCUCUGGCCAAUCUGAAGAGCAAGUACGAGAACGAGAAGGCCAUGGUGACGGAGACCAUGAUGAAGCUGAGGAACGAGCUCAAAGCCCUGAAGGAGGACGCGGCCACGUUUUCUUCUCUGCGAGCUAUGUUCGCCACGCGUUGUGACGAGUACGUGACUCAGCUGGAUGAGAUGCAGAGGCAGCUCGCCGCCGCCGAGGACGAGAAGAAGACCCUCAACUCGCUGCUGCGCAUGGCCAUCCAGCAGAAACUGGCCCUGACGCAGCGCCUGGAGGACCUGGAGUUCGACCACGAGCAGACCCGCCGCGGGGGCACCGGCACUCGGGCCAAGGCCCGCAGCAAGGCCGCAGGCGGCGGCAGCAGCGGCACCGCCUCCUCCACCACCAACCCCAACGUAAGUCAGAGUCUCACCUGCUCUGGCUCUGGCCGACCAGAGCUCAACAACGCCAUGCCGAACGGCAUUCUGGGAGGCCCCGUUGUGUUUUGCAGCGAAAAGUACAAGAUCUACUGCGACUGAGGUGGCUUGGGAAGUCUGCAAGGGACCGCUGUGUACAGAGGGGCGGGGCGGGCGCCUCCCUCCCUGCCUUAGUGUUAAUGAGCCCCACUCGCUCACUCGCUUAGCUCCCUGACCAGCCUGCGCUCUAACCGGCUGCUUGUGUAGUGUGUGCUAGUGUAAACGCUUCGGGGUUGUGUACAGUGUGCUCUAGACGUCUGGACUGUAGUAGACAUAUAUACGGCAUGUGGAUUCUCAGGCCCCGGUUGUAUUAGGGGUGGAAGGUUUUGUGGGUAUUAUGAUGAUGUGUGUCUAUUCUUUCCGCUCGCCCGGCGCCGUGCGUGCGUACGAUGUAACGAACGAGACGCGGCUUCUGUGCUUGUUUGUUCUGCCCCUCCCCCUGAGUGUAUUACCUGGCGACAGUAACACACUGUGGGGAGGUGGGAACUCGUAACAGAGGCGUCCUCUGCUCUUUCAGCUCGACUAUUGGCAUUGGUGCUCCUUUGGAAAAUACAUAAAUAAAAGCGCCUCUUUGUCCUGGCCCCCCAGGACUGACCGGUGUCCAGUAGCCCACUUGUCUAUAAUCAGGUCACUCUGAAAUGUUUACAAAGACGAAAAGGAACUGAUAUAAGAAAAUAUGCAAACUCCCUUUUUGCUGUCUUGCCAGGGGAGUACAGAAUGAUUCUACACAGAAAUUCAAAACCUCCAAGGUGGGUUUUUAUUGGGCAGAAAAAGGAGCACCUGUGACCACAGGUGUUUUAAUUUAAGGAUGAUUUUAAAGCUGUGAUGACGGUCGCACAGAUACAGUAGGGUUGUUUUAGAAUCGCAUGGCUUUGCAGCUAAAAAGAAGAAAAAAAAAUGCUUUGGGAACCGUUUUUCUGUUGUUGUCAGGCGUGUGUGUGUGUGUGUGUGUGGUACAAGACAAACCCGUGUGCCACAGGGCUCUACAUUGUAAGCGACACUGGUGUCUGGUGCAAAUACAGCAGGGCUAUCAACUCCAUGUGACUACGCCACGUCGCACUGGAUUGUGUCAGAGCCAUAUCGUGAAGAGAGGGAGAGAAAGUUUGACAAAUCGUCCUCGUACUCAAAUGAAGUGCACUUCAGCAAAGGUGCCUCAGGUUCAGUAAAAGAAAUAAUGAAUUACUGUGAGCAGAGAUACAAUAUAGUUUUAAUGAACAAAGAGGGUUUUUUUAUUAAAGAAAAAAUGAAAAUAUGGAGCAAAUCCUAGAAGAGCACAAAUCAGUAAGGCGCCCACAUCUGGAUGAAAACAUGGCAGAAGUGCCUGUUGACCCAAACACUCGAUGUAUUCUUCCGUCGUUGAUGUAAAGCCCUGUCCUCGCGUCUCGACUCGAACCUAAUCUCAUCACUGCAAGUUCUCCUCGCGUCUCUCAUCGCUCUGUGUCACCAUGACGACCUUCUCUCCCGUAGAUGGUCCGCAGCUUGUUCCCCCAGCAUCAUCGUCACCGCUCACCCUUUAAAUAGACAGAGGGGAAACGUCAGGUAACGUCCUCACAUGUGUUGUGUGUGGUUUUUUGCCUGCGUGUGCGCGUGUGUGCGUGUGUGUGUGUGUGUGUGUGCGUGCAUCAAAGUGAAGGGCCCUCGUCACGUGCGUGCUCUGCUUCUAACCUUUUGCAAACGGAGGGUCGCUCAUUUCUCUAUCCUGGUUAUUUUUGUGAGGACAAAGCGAUGUAUACACAAUAGCUUUAACCCCCUUUUGCUCGCUAGCAUUAUUACGCUAAUAGGAAAACAAACAUAGAAGUGGGGCUCUCGUGUUUAAAUCCAUAGACACAUUAGCUUUAUGAUGCUAAAAGCAGGGUUGACGAUGUUGACGAGGGAAUCUUGCAAGAUUUGUUCAAAUUAGGGUUGUUUUUCUACCUUUACUAAGCUAUAUGAUAUAUAUUCUUAAUAUGAUCGCGAACUUGCAGGAUUCUUUGACAGUAUUUUUCCGUCCUCUCUAAUGUACAAAGAGGGGAGUUCAUGUAAUCCUCCCAAACGUCGGCAGUCAACCCUGCUUGAGUGUGUCUCCAUAAGCCACAGCACACACAAAGCUGCAGCCUCGCGAGAGGUGAAUCACUCUUACGUUUCACUUACAAGUGCGAUAUAUAUAUAUAUAUAUUCUGUUUUCUAUCAGUUUGCGCUGACAGAGAAGAGGUUCGGGGGAGUAGAGAAAUGGGGGAGAACUACUCGUGUGUUUAAACCAGCGUCUGAGAAAAUAAGAAGAAAUCGAGAUAAGAGAAAGGUAGACACGCUGGUGAGGAAAUCCAGAUCCAGAUCCAGAUCGAGACGUGACUGUUUGGAGUCAUUGAUUCGAAUGAGUUGAGCCCCUGUUUGAAAUCACUGUCACAUUUUUUUUAUCUGGUGUCCUAUUAACAGCUUUGCCACUCUAAAAGGCUCCUCCUACCUCUGCUUGCAGGCUCCGCCCACUUCACUUUUGAAAGUUUUUGUGACACAUGACGUUUCUGAUUUCUUGUAAAGCCUGCAUGUCAAAAGCUUUUUUUUUUAUUUUUGUUGGUAUUAACCUGCAUGUGGUGAGAGAAAGACACCCCCGUCUCCUCUGACAGGGCGUGGCUUCAGUGACUUGUGAGGUUCUCGGCUUCCUAACUGUGUUCCUAGCUGUGUCAAUGAAAGAAGAAAUAACACAUAACGGCUUCUGUCGCUUUGACUAAUCGCAGCUGUCGUGGACUGGGGCUGUCACCUUUCGAACCUUACAAAUGUCCACCAGAGGGUGCUGUGAGCACAGCCCCGCAGUGACCAAGGUUAAAAAGUGACAGUCUCAGCUGCUGAGCAUGAGAACAGUUUGCUUGGAGUUGACCUGUGUGACGCUGAUGCUGACCCUCAUGUUUGUUCCCUUCACUCCUGCUGUCGUUUACAGUAGUUCCGCGCAGACGGCGAGGUACCGACACAAGGGCCACGCCGCCGCCGCCGCCGCUGAUUGAGUUUCCUUGAACACAAGUUAGCGUCACACACUAUUUUUAAAAGUGACUUUAAUCACUAAUUUAGAUAUUUGACUACACUUUUGCAUGCUGCUGCUAAUGGAAGCCAGUAUCUCACAAGACCAUGAGUUGACCACAGGCUGUGAUUGGCUAUAAUCAAAGCCUCCAAUGAGACGGGGGAGGGGGGUGUUUUGUUUUUCUCUCAGUGUAAAUCACAACCUUUUUUUUUAUUUUGUUGUUGUUUUAGUUUAUUAUUUACCUAAUCUGUGCACUUUCGUUAUAUAGGAUUAUAACAGGCUAUUAUUAACCUCUAGGAAAGCGUGGUAGUGCUAUGGUUUGUGAGUAAUUCAGUAUAGAUUAUAAAGACACUACAGGAUUAUUAUACGUCCUCUCGAAUAAUCCGACUAUUUUACUCCAGUCAAAGGGCUUCACAAACCACAGACCUACUGCUGAAAAGCUUCAUCCUCAAGAUUUGAUCCAUGAAAUGAUCAUUUUUGUGUUACAUUGUUAUUGCUGUCUGUUUUCCUUUUAUGUUUAUGUUUGUUCGACUGCCAUGUUGUACACACACACAAAAAAAAAAAUCCAGGGUGAUCAAAUUCUGGGGUUUUUUCAUGUAUUUAUUAUUCCUAGGAAUAGUUCGAAAUAACACACAACAAAACUUGACGACGCCCUGACUUCAGAAAACAGGGGGUAAGUUGCAUUUUUUUGGGGGUAAAAAGCGACGACGACGACGCGAUCUUCCCAGCUUCUUACCGAGGGCGUUCCACUGAUACGGGAUCACUGACUUCCAGAAUUCUCUGCAAGUGCAACCAUUAAAUUCCAAAUUGGAAUUGUUUCAUUCUCUCUUCGUUUAUCGUGCCAAAUCUUGGUGCACCGUUUAGGUCGAAACAGAAAAAGAAGACAAGCCGCCACUAAACAGACGGGUGUGAUUUCGGGGGGUUUUGUGUUUGGUUUGUGUUUUUGUUAAGUUCUUGGUUUCUGACCAGUAGUGCCUUUCAUUGUUUCAAGGGAGAAUUUUAGACCUAGUGUUUUGUGUUUUGGUGUUUUUUUUAUAGGCGAGGACCUCGGGGGUUCAAAAAUGACUGUGAGCAGCAAUAAAAGUGCAAAAAAAAGAAAGAAAGAAAAAGGGGGUGGGCAUUUCCGCCCCUUUUCCGCACGCGCGAGAUGAUAGUUUUGAAAUUAGCUCAAUAAAAAGUGAAAUUGUGUUGAAUUCUGCAGGUCAGUGAUCCACUCAAUAAAUUCAGGGGUUAUUUAAAAUGUUUUUUCCCUUUGGCCUCCUGUUAUUGAACAAAAUGCUCCAAGCAUCUAUGGUGUGUCGGGGUAGAUCGGUGUACUAUUGGAAGCAUCUACGUAUCUCUAGCUUUGUUUGGUGAAGGUAAUGUGAUAACAAUAGUAUUGUGGGAAAAAAAUAAAUGUGCAGAGAGCGCAUUUUAUCUUUUUCUUUUUGUCUAUUUUUUUUUUUAUUUUGAAAUAUUAUUAUUGUUAUUAUUAUUGAAUCUUUUAUUGUUUGUUUUUUUUACACAUCUUUGAGCAUUAUAUGUUUUCAGGAAACAGAAAACACACAAAAAAAAAUAGGCAUCAACAAGCUUGAAUAGUGCCAUGACAGCCAAUGCUUGUUUGUUGAGGCGUUAAAAGUUACCAAUACGGACGAGAAGCUAAAAAAAAAUAAAGAAAUAAGUGCAAUUCAGAUACAGUUUUACAUUUAAAAGAAAAGAAGAGAAAGUUUUCUGUUUGCUGGAAGCGAUAGCGUCGUCACAUUAAAACGAUUUAGCUGCGCAAACUUGAUAUUGUCAUAUUGUUGUUUUCAGUAUUGAUCCAUGCGGAGAGUUUGAUAUCUUUAUAUGAAAUAACGGUUUCACCUGUACGUUGGUAUUUAUUUGAAUUGUCAUGCAGUACUGUAUUCUUAUCAAUAAUGUGCAUUAUGAUUAGUGGCAUAUUGAUUACAGCUAAAAUGUCAUAUGCAUGUUUCUCAGUCAUGGGACCUUUACACAGAAGUGAAAAACAAACAUGUCAAACAUUUGUCAGGGUGUUAUCAUUGUUAUUAUGAUUAUUCUUAUUAAGAAAGAGAAAAACUGAGGAAAAAAAAAAAACCUAAGGAAAAGUCUGAUGUAUUACUGCUGAAUUAAUCCGACAAGAGUGUUUUUGUUUGUUUUCCAGUAGGGAGGAGGUCUCUCUGUGUAAAGGUAGUCAUACUGACUAAAAACAAAAAAAAAACAAUAAAAAAAAUGAAUUAAAUUUAAA
Messenger RNA from Solea senegalensis (Senegalese sole), 8049 nucleotides. Its product is annotated as protein bicaudal D homolog 2-like. Gene Ontology annotation, molecular function: dynein complex binding; dynactin binding; cytoskeletal adaptor activity. The record is from RefSeq and is a predicted model, not a curated record. NCBI's taxonomy places the organism in Eukaryota, Metazoa, Chordata, Actinopteri, Pleuronectiformes, Soleidae. The transcript is spliced from 10 exons. Gene Ontology annotation, biological process: microtubule anchoring at microtubule organizing center; regulation of microtubule cytoskeleton organization; protein localization to organelle. Gene Ontology annotation, cellular component: cytosol; Golgi apparatus. Bases 305 to 2899 code for a protein of 864 amino acids.